Molecule: messenger RNA, 1466 nt
Organism: Patiria miniata (bat star)
Lineage: Eukaryota; Metazoa; Echinodermata; Asteroidea; Valvatida; Asterinidae
Product: netrin receptor UNC5B-b-like
Exons: 7
Coding region: 45-1466 (473 amino acids)
Biological process (GO): netrin-activated signaling pathway
Cellular component (GO): membrane
Molecular function (GO): netrin receptor activity
Source: RefSeq, a predicted model, not a curated record
CUCAACCAAACCUUUUGGAGACAUUACUAGAAGAGUUUUGUAAAAUGACAGCGGGUUUCACCGAAGCUGAGCUACUCCAAAGAACUUUCAAAUUGCCAUACAUUGCGAUCGCAUACAUCAACGAGAGGGGCGGAAGUCUCACUCUGGAAAAGUACAAAGUCCACCUGUACAUCCCUCGGGAUGCACUAGCCAAAGGCCCCCCGCAAAUGGUGUACGUUUUUGUCGACCCGAGUGCGCCGCCAGUUGAUGGAGUAAAUCCUCCCUAUGUCGCUCUGUCACCGAUGAUCCAGUGCGGCCCCACAGGUCGGGAGUUCUUGGACAGCGUGGUGCUUUCCUUUCCCCACCACGCCAGCAACGAAUGGGAUCUCAGUACUCGUAUGUGCCAUAGUAAUGAAGGAACCCCCAAAAUCUGGCAGGCACUAGAUGCAGAGACGGAUGGUGCGAUGGUUCUUCGGCGAGACAACAAGAUGGUACUUCUCUUGAAGCAUUUCAACCUUUUCGUAGCGGAUGGCAUACCGUGUGAGGCGAGUGCUAAGAUGAUGAAGACUGGUGCAUUUGGAAGCCUCUACGAUCCCUCCGAUGCACGUUAUGCUGUACGGAUUCACGUUUGGAACAAUGACCCAGUUGCUGAGAAGAAAGUCAUUGCCAUGGAAAACGACCUGGGUUCUACGCCACUUGACGCAUAUAGGGACUUGCAAGUCUUUUACAACCAGGGAGAUGUGAACGCAACCAUUGACAACAUUAAGACUGGCUGGGAAAUGGAAGAGAAGACACCAAAGGAACAGAAAAUCCUGAAGACAUCUGUGUGGCAAUUUCCAACAAACUCUGUGACCUUUGACCUCACUCGGGAGACCAACGAUGGAGCGACAGCAAGUGUUUCAAACCAGCCUGACAAAUCACCACCAGGAUGCGAUAGCUUUGUUUACCAACUCAAAGCUGAUUCGGCUGAUUCAAGCUGGGAGGGACACAAAGUUCGUCUCUCCGUCAGACCAAAGCAAGGAAGAAGUUCACCAUCAGCGGAAAUCCCUGAGCGUCAGGAAGAGGAAUCAUGUCAGAUGUGCCACCAGAACCCAUCGUCGAAUGCUGGGAUUUGCGCUGCCUGCAGGGAAGAACUAAAAGGGGCUUUAACAGAUAACACCGGUAAAGAGACUGAUGGCGGUCUCGGCGGUCUCUCCAAGGAAACAGUGAAGAAGUUUUCACGCUUUCUGAAGUACGAAAGUGGCGGCCGGAGCAACACGAUGCGUCUUGCUGAAGAGCUGUUUGGCCAGGGAACCAAGUUGAUUGCUACGCUUCGCCGAGGAAUGGCUAAUCCAGCGAAACAAGUAUUGAAGUUAUAUUUCUCAUUCAAGCGAGAGGAUCACGUUCCCGAUCAGGAUGCGGUUGUGGGUCUUCUCGAGGUUUUCAGUAGUCUAGACAUGGAAGAAGCCGUUCGAAUUGUGCAUGCUGAACUUAAUACGCAAGGUUAG